UAGUUGGGUCCUUCCGUCCCAUCUCUUCAUCUCCGUCAACUUCCGUGGAGAUGGGAGGGAGUUUGGGCCGGUCGCCGGAUUUCUCAGAGCUCUUGCCGGUCGCUGCCACCGAGCCUCAUCUUCACCGCGACGUGGGCUGCCCUGCCCUGGGAGCCAACCUACCGUUGCCACCUCGGUCCAGAUCUGCCUUCGCUGACCCGGAGGAAUAGGAUCAAGUGAGAGUGUAGCAGAAGGGCGAUCGCUGGUGCUCACGAGAAGAGUUCGCCCUUCGCCGGAGGAGGAGCCAGUUGGGAGCGGCAGCGGCCACACCGUCAUCGCCACAUGGAUGGGCAGGGAGAUGGUCGAGUUUCGGGGCAAUGGGAGGGAAGGUGGAGGAGGGCUCCCCGGAGGUGGAGCAGGUGGGAGCGGUCAUGCCGCCACUACGGCUCGCUGGAGGAGGUGCAGGAGGAGAGUUCGUGCCACUGCAAGGAAGAGUUCGCCGGAGGGUGUGGAUGAGGGGUAAGUGAGGACGAGACGGCGAGGAUAAGGAAGACGGGAAAAGGCAGAAUUGGGGGAAAUUUCGUACUAGAACGGAGGGCUAUAUGUUGCUACCAUUGCAGGCACACCUGCCUUCAUUACAUCCUCCGAUUUGUGAGAUAAGCAAAGAUCCAAGCAAAUGCGAGCCAGCUCAAGUUUGGAGCUUAACAUUGCUCUACUUGAGCUUGUUAGUGUUUGCCAUUGGGGAGGGCUGCAUGCGCGCUUGCGUACCGAUCCUUGGUGAGGAUCAGUUCGGCAAUGAUGGUCCACAGGAAUCACAUCUCAGGAGUAAAUUCUUGAGCUGGCUCAACCUUGCAAACUCUCUUGGAGCACUUAUUGGAUUGGUAUUCCUAGUGUGGAUCGAGAAUAAUUUGGGUUGGGACAUUGGCUUUAUGCUGUGUGCCGUUACUGUUCUUGUAGGUCUGCUAAUCACAGCCGGUGGACUGCCUUUCUAUGGAAUGCGCAAGCCCAACGGAAGUCCUCUAACUAGAAUAUUGCAGGUUUUUGUCACUUCAUCAAAGAAGAGGCAUGCUGCCAUUUUUGAUGUUGUUGAGCUGCAAGAGAUCAGCACAUCAGAUCAUGUAGAUGGUGACGGGGACAACAAAUCUGACAGCAACAAUAUUUGCACCACUCGAGUUGAUCAGGGAACUGGGGUUAUGACCCAGAUGCUUCCAAUCUUCAUCAGCUGCGUACUCAUCUACUUGCCUUUUACGUUGCUCAUGACAUUAACCAUACAAGUUGGCAGCACGAUGGACACAGGGAUAGGAAUGAUCAAGAUACCAUCUGCCUCUCUCAUCGCGAUCCCAACAGCAUUUCACAUGCUGAUGCAACCAUGCUACAGGCAAAUCUUGACACCGCUGCUGAGAUUCACAGGCCACACCAAUGGUAUUGCCCCUCUGCAGCACAUUGGUGUUGGCUCUGCAUUUGGGGCAGUGGCAGCGUGCAUUGCCACGUUGGUGGAGGCAAAGAGGCUGAUGGUGGUGGAGCAGAAAGGGCUAACGUUAGCAGCAGCCGGCGUCCCGAUGUCCAUCUUCUGGCUGGUGAUGCAGUUCUUCCUCCUAAGCAUCAUGGAUAUAGCAUGUAUUGGUGGUCUGGUUGAGUUCAUAAAGAGCGAGGCACCUGAUCCAAAAGCAAAACAUAUCGCACAAGCAGUGCAGUCUCUUCUUGUUGGAAUAGCAACCUGGUCAGGAUGUGCCUUUGUCCAGUUCGUCAAUAGAGUGACAAGGCACGGAGACAACGGAAGAGGAUGGUUAGAUGGAACAAACUUCAACAGGACACACCUUGAUCGCUUCUUCUUUUUAUUGGCAACCCUCGAGCUUGUGGCAUUUAUCAAUUAUGCAUUCUGGGCAAGGAGAUAUGCCAACAAGAAAGGAGUCAGUACCAUUAGAUUAGAUAGCAAUAAUUUGGGAGCUUAAAUAUCCAAACAGUAUGCAAUAGAUAGGUGAGAGAAAACAAAGACUUGUGAUUAAAUUUCUCCUAGAAUCUCCAUUGGUUUAUGGCGGCUUGACAGAACUUGCAAUCAAUACAGAGUAGCACACAGUUUUUCUAUCUGUCGCUAUCUUGACAGGCAGAAAAUAACUUUCCAAUCGUGCCUUUGAAUCCAGUAACUUACAUUGAAAGUAGAUGUGUAAACUGUCUUAGGAAGAACAUCAAUAUCCAGUGUACCAGAAGUUAUAUACUGAUGACUGACACGUCUUGUAGAAAUAGUAUAGCUUACGGUUAUUUAAGAAUGAGAGUAUGUGCUGUAUUGAGUAUUGACAUAAAACGCAUCAUUUCUGCCUGGCUUUCAAGCUUCAGUUAGCUCA
Molecule: messenger RNA, 2321 nt
Organism: Oryza brachyantha (malo sina)
Lineage: Eukaryota; Viridiplantae; Streptophyta; Magnoliopsida; Poales; Poaceae
Product: protein NRT1/ PTR FAMILY 4.6-like
Exons: 4
Coding region: 582-1931 (449 amino acids)
Biological process (GO): transmembrane transport
Cellular component (GO): membrane
Molecular function (GO): transmembrane transporter activity
Source: RefSeq, a predicted model, not a curated record